UAUUUGUUUUGUGAUAAAGUAAGGUAUUUGGUUGAUUUCAUAGCUUUAAAGCUAACCAGCCCUUCCAAUAUAACCACCUAAAGAGACCCAUCAAGCAAAAAAAAAAGGGAGGAAUAUAGCAGCAAUGGCGACGCCAAAGCAGCAGCAGAUGUUGGAACAACAGCAAUCACCGAUGCAGCGAGUGAAGAACUCGGGGGUUAUGAUGACGAUGAGUGAGAGCCCAGUAAACGAUGAGAAGGAAGAGGAAAUGGCGGAAUCUGCAUUGGCGUUGUUUCGAGCGAAAGAAGAAGAGAUCGAGAGGAAGAAGAUGGAGGUUAGGGAUAGAGUUCAGGCUUAUAUGGGCCGCGUCGAGGAAGCAACCAGGCGCUUGGCUGACAUUCGUGAAGAGCUUGAUGACCUUGUCGAUCCAAUGAGGAAGGAUGUCGCAAUUCUGCGCAAGAGGAUCGAUACCAUUAACAGGGAGAUGAAACCACUAGGACAGACCUGCCAGAAGAAGGAAAAAGAAUACAAAGAAGCCCUUGAAGCCUUCAAUGACAAGAACAAGGAGAAAGCACAACUAGUUAGCAAAUUAAUGGAGCUGGUGAGUGAAAGCGAGAAACUGAGGAUGAAGAAACUGGAGGAACUCAGCAAAAACAUCGAAACCCUUCACUAAAUUCUGCUGACUACAACACCACCAUAUGCUUUUGUAUUCCUUUCUUAUGUUUUGAUUUACGUUUUACUUGUUCUUUCAAUGGGAAAUGUUAUGAUGUAGGAAAGUAGUCCCUGAACAGCUUUGUCACCGAAUUGGGUCAACUUUCUUGGGCUGGAUUUGAUGUAUGAAAAUAUCCUUCAUUGCUGACC
Molecule: messenger RNA, 840 nt
Organism: Gossypium raimondii (Peruvian cotton)
Lineage: Eukaryota; Viridiplantae; Streptophyta; Magnoliopsida; Malvales; Malvaceae
Exons: 4
Coding region: 125-652 (175 amino acids)
Source: RefSeq, a predicted model, not a curated record